Molecule: messenger RNA, 3297 nt
Organism: Seminavis robusta
Lineage: Eukaryota; Bacillariophyta; Bacillariophyceae; Naviculales; Naviculaceae
Source: the annotation of a GenBank genome assembly
AUGAGCCACAUCAAGGGUGGAGGCCGAGCGCCUCUGAGUGAGGAAGUCGAAGAAGCUCUGACAGCUGUACUUUUUGCGCUGCGAGAGCCCGACACGAAGAUCCAGUCGGAACAUGAACGAAAGCGUGAACACAAACGUUUCAUCAAGAAGCUGAAAGAGAGACAAGAUCGCAGAGCACUCACAAGAAAAGUGAACCAAGAUGAAGGAGGUGCACUGGAGACGACAACAUCUCAAAUCCAAGCAGUGACAAGUCAAUUGGAAGAUAAUCCAUCAUCAACGGGCAACAAAAAAGUGCGCGUGGAGCUGGUCGAAGCCAUCUUUGGAUCUGCCGGCAACAAAGGCUCCAGCAAGAAAGGGGGGAAGUCUUCUAGUAGCAAGAACGAAUAUAAAGAAGGGGCCAAGAAAACAAUGGUCUUCACAUUGUCUACGAGAGUUGAAGACGUACUCAAGGAUGCCAAAGCCAAGCUCAAGAUGAAAAAGAAACCAAUCAGGUGCUUUGUGGUGCAGAAAAAAGUUUCGGUGGACUUGGUAGGGGAUCUUCGCGGAAUCAAAGAUGGAGAUAAAGUCUAUGUCACGUCUCAGGAAGACCCCACAAAAACGACAACUGCAAGCAGCGAAACCAAACCAGUCCCGUCCGCUGCUGCUGACGACGAGGAAGAUCCUCUGGAGGCAGUGAAACAAGCUUACAAGCAGCGCAAACGCCAGCGAAGAUCAAUCCGACAUGCCCCCCGAAAAGUCCUAAACGAACUCCCCACCUUUUCAUAUCAUUUUGAUAAGCUGAUGCCCCUACCUCCCCAGAGGGCCAAUCUACCUGCAGCGUCCUGUCGGGAAACUAUUUUGGAAGCUUUGGACACGGGGCGGGUCUUGAUUGUUUGUGGAGCAACUGGAUGUGGAAAAUCUACCCAGCUACCCCAGUUUUUGCUGGAGGGAAUGACGGCAGCUGGGCUACGGGACAGCACAAACAUUAUUGUAUCCCAGCCAAGAAGGGUGGCCGCAACAGCUCUGGCGUAUCGUGUGUCAAAUGAAAUGAGCUCUGGAGCUCCUGGAACGAAGGGCUCUGAAGUUGGGUACAUGGUCAGAUUGGAUCGAGCCGUCUCGAGUACUUCAAAGAUUGUUUAUUGUACAGUCGGUAUCCUUCUGAGGAUGCUAAUUAGCCCAAUGGAGGCUGGCGACGAUUUUGUCGAGGGUGAUACUGAAGCUGUGCCAUUAUCGAACGUUUCCCAUGUCGUUAUCGACGAGGUGCACGAGCGAGACGUGAAUACAGACUUUGUGCUCACGCUGUUGAGGCGUCUUUUAAGUGUCAAUAAACGGAUUCGAAUCAUUCUCAUGUCAGCCACAGCAGCGGCUCAAUUGUUUGUGCGAUAUUUUGGAGACUACAAACCAACUGUUAUUGAUAUCCCGGGACGAUCCUUUCCUGUGGACAUCAAAUGGAUCUCCGAAUGCGAGCAGUUUGCCACUUCUUCUGUCAAAGGUUGGUCACCAAAAACUGAUUUGGAAGCAGAUCAGGCGAAGAACGUUUCACCUCGGGCCACUGCAAAAAUCGAUCACAGUUUUGUCAAGGACCUCAUAAGUGCCAUCGUCCGAAAGCAGCAGGCAGAUGGUGUGCUUGUUGCUUCUGGCGGUCAGGGCGCCCGCACAGAUGGGGCUAUUCUUGUAUUCCUUCCCGGAAAAGCUGAAAUCGAGGCCUCAGCCAAAGUUCUGUAUCAAGAUCCCCUCGUCGGGGACCGCUCCAAGUGCAACAUACUGAAACUACAUUCGACAAUUCCAAGAACAGAGCAGCAAUCUGUGUUUACUCCAGCAAAGGGGGGCACAGUGAAGAUUGUUCUCGCCACUAACAUUGCUGAAACAAGUAUAACCAUCGCAGACAUUUCACAUGUGAUCGACACAGGGCGAGUCAAGGAAAGCAGAUUCAAUGCAGAUACGCGAAUCAAGGAGCUAGUCACGGUUUGGACGAGCCGAGCGUCAGCAAAACAGCGUGCCGGCCGUGCUGGUAGAACAUCCGCAGGCACUUGCUGGCGGCUUUACUCAGAAGAAUUCUGUGAGGAGUUCCUGCUGCCUCAAACAUCUCCGGAAAUACUUCGAACCCCGCUGGAUGAACUUGUCAUACAACUAAGUCUUCUCUAUGAGAACAAACGAGACAAGACGAAGUCACAGCAUGCACAAGUGCCGGAGGGCGUGUGCCCCAUUCGAUUUCUCAGCAAUACACCAGAACCACCAUCGGACAAAAGCUUAGUGGAGGCUUGCAAACACUUGUUAGAAGUUGGGGCCUUAACGGUGGUGGCACGAGAACCAACGGUGCUCUACAGACUCACACCUUUGGGCUAUCACUUGUCAAGGCUACCGAUGGAUGCCAAGGUCGGUAAAGUGCUGCUCGUAGGUUGCUCGUUGGGCUGCCUCGAGAAUGCCUUGACAGUUGCCGCCGUCCUCUCAAACACAAAAUCAUGCUUCCCUCCACGAUGGGGAAGUGUGAAGGAGACAGAGUGGCAAAGCUGUAUUCAAGCUCGCAAAUCAUUGGUUGAGAAUGGAUUUGGCGGCAAAAGCUGGCGAGGCGGAACGGUGAAGGGCGACUUGACUGCAACCAUUGCAGUUUAUCGAGAAUGGACGAAGAAACGAAACGACAAAGAGCGCGCGGUAUUCUGCAACCGCAAUGGACUUGACAACGUAGCGCUGAAGGACAUGAGCAGUCUCCGAUCGCAGUUCCGUGACUGCCUCAAAGAUGCAGGUUUUGUUGGAGCCGAGCUGGAUUCAUGCAACAACGGAGCCAAUGAUGAUGCUUUGCUUACCAGUUGCUGCUUGGUCGCUGGGCUUUAUCCUAAUGUGGCCACCUUGAUGAGGCCCAGAAAGGGCGGCCCCAAAGGGGGGCGGCUCCUAACGAAAGACGGCGACGUUUGCAGACCCAGCAUGGGAUCCUUCCAAAACGAGCGGGUCCGCAAUGUUUCGGAAAGUGGAAGAGAUGCAUACGCUGUAUUCCACGCAAAACAUCGCAGCAUUGGCACUGGGGGUAGGCUGGGCGAUGUUUUCCUCGCGGAGGUCGACUUUGUUUCUCGGUUUGCUCUGUUGCUCUUUGGAGGCGAACUAUCUAUAGAAAAGAAUGCUUUGAUUGUGGAUGGGUGGCUGAAGUUCAAAGUGGGCGACAAGGGGGCAAAUAAUGGUAUUGUUCUGCUGCAAGAGCUCAGAUCUCAACUGGAUGCUGUCUUGCUGGAACAUGUCACAGCGACGGACGGAAGGCAUGAAGUGCAUCAAAACAACGAGAGACUCCUCCUCGUGCUGCGGCAGCUACUGACCGAGGAAUCUUAA